AUGGAACAAUUUACUUUAUUGGAGAGUUGUAAUUUUGUCCAAGAACAAAUAAAUGAUGGUAUUAGACAUGUUAUUUCAAUUGUACGAAGAAAACGGUAUCUAAGAGCCCGCUGGAUAUCAUUAACCACUCAAAUCCUUCUUAUUCUUCGACGAAAAUUAGCUCCUCGCACUUGGAUUAAGAUAAAAAAUGAUGCAUUUUGGACUUCAGUUGUUUCUGGAAUGUCAGCAAAAGAGUUCAAAGAUAAUUUCAGAUUCAACCAAACAACAUUCUAUCAUAUUCUUCGAGCCGUUGAGCCAUUUUUAAACCGUCAGGAUACAAUAAUGCGUAAAGCUGUACUCAUCGAAAAACGUGUUGUCGUAGCUUUGUAUACAUUAUCUUCCACAGCGAAAUUUCGAACAAUAGCGAACUUAUUUGGGAUUGACAAAUCAACGGUUCUAGAACUGUUGUACGAUUUCGUUAACGUCAUAAAUGAUGUUAUUCUGCCACAGGCUAUACAAUAUCCGACGUCACUAACCGAAACAACAGAAAUGAUUAAUGGAUUUUGGCAAAAUUGGAACUAUCCACAAUGUAUUGGAGUAGUAGACGGUUGCCAUAUUCCUAUAUAUCCCCCAAGUGAAUACGCCAGCGAUUAUUACAAUUAUAAGGGUUGGAGCUCAAUUAUUUUGUUGGUGAGUAAUUUGUUUAUCACAUUGUCAUUUGCCUCGUCGGAAGUAUUUUAUCUGGAACGUUUACUGACUAUGUUUAGUUCAGUUUGA
Didymodactylos carnosus is the source of this 756-nucleotide messenger RNA. Lineage: Eukaryota; Metazoa; Rotifera; Eurotatoria; Philodinida; Philodinidae. The record is from the annotation of a GenBank genome assembly.